Hypoxylon fragiforme is the source of this 570-nucleotide messenger RNA. RefSeq names its product NADH-ubiquinone oxidoreductase 21 kDa subunit. Lineage: Eukaryota; Fungi; Ascomycota; Sordariomycetes; Xylariales; Hypoxylaceae. Bases 1 to 570 code for a protein of 189 amino acids. The record is from RefSeq and is a predicted model, not a curated record. The transcript has 4 exons.
AUGGCGAACCCUCCACAGCAGACCUAUAUUCCCAGCAGGGUCAUCAAGACCGACUUUCCUCUCAUCGAUAAUGACCCACAUUUCAAGAGAGUAGUAGGCUAUGCCCGACCAUCAGACUACCUCCACGGCACCAUCGCCGCAGCCGGAGGUCCGGGUCUCCUAUGGACGAUGGAGAAGUUUGCGCCGUCUCAAGUAGGCCGCGGUGGCUUCGCCCGAGCGAUGCGCCUCGCCGGCGUGAUCGGCGCCAUAGGCGGGUUCCUCUACUUCUACCAACGAUCGUGCCUACGCUUCUACGGCAUGUCAGAGAACGCGCGCGAGGUGGAGCUGGACAUGCAGGAGAUGGUGGCGAAAGUGAAAGCCGGGGAGCCGCUGUACGGCGAGAGCAAGCUGUCGCCACACCUGCAGGGCGUCGCCGCGCGCCAGUCGCGCUACUCGGCCCUCUUCUUCGCCGCCCUCCCCUGGUUCAACUUCGUCAACCACUCCCAGCACGGCAUCGACACCGCCAAGUACUACGUCCGCGCCGAGCAGGAGCUCGAGGCCGAACGCGCCGCUGGCAGAGACAGUUCGUAA